GGAAAGGGUACGGCCCAGGGUGCGCGGGCAUGAAGUUGGAGGUGUUUGACCCCCGCGCGGCCCACGGGGACAAGCCGGUUAGUGAUCUGGAGGGUGCAGGCGGGAGCAACGCGCCAUCUCCGCUGUCGGCAGCUGGCGACGACUCCUUGGGCUCGGACGGGGACUGUGCGGCCAACAGCCCCGCGGCGGGCAACGGCGCCGCGGAGCUGGCGGGCGGUGGCGAGCCAAGCCCAGGCGGGGGGCCGGGCGAGGAGGAGGAGGGCCCAGCGGUGGCGGCGGCGGCGGGGCACGCGGAGGCCUGCGCGGUGGGGCCGGGUGCGGGGAGCGCGGUGGGCGGCGAGGGCGCGCGCAGCAAGCCCUACACGCGGCGGCCCAAGCCCCCGUACUCGUACAUCGCGCUCAUCGCCAUGGCUAUCCGCGACUCGGCGGGCGGGCGCCUGACGCUGGCCGAGAUCAACGAGUACCUCAUGGGCAAGUUCCCCUUCUUCCGCGGCAGCUACACGGGCUGGCGCAACUCGGUGCGCCACAACCUCUCGCUCAACGACUGCUUCGUCAAGGUGCUGCGCGACCCCUCGCGGCCCUGGGGCAAGGACAACUACUGGAUGCUCAACCCGAACAGCGAGUACACCUUCGCCGACGGGGUCUUCCGCCGCCGCCGCAAGCGCCUCAGUCACCGGGCGGCGGCCCCCGCACCGGGGCUUCGGCCGGAGGAGGCCGCUGCCCACCCCCCUGCCGCACUCCCGCCGCCCGCACCCGCCGCCCCGGCUUCUCCCCGCGCGCGCUCGCCUGCCCGCCAAGAGGGGCGCUCCAGCCCGGCGGGCAAGUUCUCCAGUUCCUUCGCCAUAGACAGCAUCCUCAGCAAACCGUUCCGCAGCCGCCGCGACGGGGAAGCGGUCCCCGGGGCGCGCCUGCCGUGGGGCGCCUCGCCCUGCCCGCCGCUGCCCACAUAUCCCGCGCUACUCCCGGGCGCCUCUGGAGGGGCUCUGCUGCCGCUGUGCGCGUAUGGGACGUCCGAGCCGGCGUUGCUGGCCGCGCGCGGAACCGACGCGCAGCCCGCGGUGCCACCCGCCGCACCUCACCUCCUGCUCGCGCCCCUCUCCUCCUCGGCCCCAGCCAAGCCGUUUCGAGGCCCGGUGGCCGGCGGCGGCGCGCACCUGUACUGCCCCCUGCGGCUGCCCGCGACCCUGCAGGCGUCCUCGGUCUGUGGCCCCGGCACGCACCUGCCUUACCCAGUGGAGACGCUUCUGGCCUGAACAGAGCCGCGGAGCCCCCCAAAGGUGGGCUUCUUUGGGGAGGCAGGAAACGCAGGCCGGGGCUUUGUAUUUUUCUAGACAGACAAAAAAAAAAAAAAAAAAAAGAGAGAGAGAGAGACGUUAAUAGAAAAAUCUCCAUCAAACGUGCCUUAAAGCUAAAGCAUUUUUGACAGAAGUGUUCAAAUUUAAUUCAGAUUAUUUUUCAUCUUUUGUGACUUUACAGAAGACCAAACCAGUUCUCCAUAAUUGUUUUAGGUUCUUGACCAAGCCUGUCCUUCCCUCACUUCACAAAGACUUUUCCUAUCUUCUUACUCCCCCUUAUUCCUAUUUUUGUCGCACCUUCUAUUGAUUUGUCCCUUUAAAAAAAAUCAGGGAACCAUUCCAUAGGAUAAAUGAUAUGACUACUAUAUGGGGUUUAAUGGCCCCUGCUCCAUGUAAGUAUGUGGCAUUUAUAGGCAUGACUGAGUGUGAGAGAGGUGUCAGAGAAUCUGCAGUCAUUUCUCUGCUAUUGACCAAUGCUUCACUGUGCCAAAAGAUUUAAAAAAAAAAAAAAGUUGGGUUUUGUAGUUAAAUUAUUUAUAUAUUUUUGAGACCUGAAUUGAAAAUGUUGCAGGCAACGGGCUACAGCUUUAUUAGUGGUUCGGUGAUCUCUACCUGUGGUCUCCUUGGGCCAAGCAAUUUCUUUAAAGGGAAUGUUAGCAUUAUGUAUGUGGGGUGCCAGGACCACUGCCACCUGAAAGCAAGUGUGAUUUUUUAUUUUUAAUAUUAUUUUAUUUGUGUCUGUACAUAUUCAUGUAUAAAUUUUAUGAAACCCAGGCAUAGUGCUUAUUUUUAAUAAAAUUCACAACUGACUUUAA
Neogale vison (American mink) is the source of this 2110-nucleotide messenger RNA. RefSeq names its product forkhead box Q1 (gene FOXQ1). The transcript has a single exon. Gene Ontology annotation, biological process: anatomical structure morphogenesis; cell differentiation; regulation of transcription by RNA polymerase II. The record is from RefSeq and is a predicted model, not a curated record. The coding region runs from base 30 to 1253 and encodes 407 amino acids. Lineage: Eukaryota; Metazoa; Chordata; Mammalia; Carnivora; Mustelidae. Gene Ontology annotation, molecular function: RNA polymerase II cis-regulatory region sequence-specific DNA binding; DNA-binding transcription factor activity, RNA polymerase II-specific.